ACUGAUGCUGGUGUAAGGCUCAAAAGUUUAUCUCAUGUUACGCUUGAUAGGCAACCAGAUCGUUGAAUACGUGCAAAUAUAACAAAUUAAAGGUUUUUUCAAGAAUGCCCAACACAAGUGCCGAUGUGACAAUUAAUAAGAUCUUGCUUACGAGUUUGGCUGCAGGCACAGCCGCCAUUACAGGAAUCUUAACAUAUGUAUAUUAUCGCAAAUAUGUUAGACGAGAUGUAAUGCCAGUAAAAUGGCGCCCUGUUGGUACAUUGCAACAAAUCAAUAUUUUCCCGAUCAAAUCAUGUGGAGCAUUAAAACUGAAUGCCGAUGAAUUUAUAGAAUGCAACGUCCUAGGUUUGCGCUUGCUAAGCGUUUUAGAUCGUGCUUUAAUGGUCGUUAGCGACAAAAACGAAAUGAUUACGGCUCGUAAAUACCCGAAAAUGGUAUUAAUUCAUACGAAAUUAGUGGGUAAUACUAUUUUGCAUAUUACUGCACCUGGAAUGGAUACGCUGGAAUUGGAUUAUGCUUAUCUAAGCGAAUCAACACUCGGCAAAGAUAUUCAUACUUCAGUGUGGGAUAGUAAAGUCGAUGCCAUGUUAUGCGGAGAUAAAUAUGAUCAAUGGUUCUCUUACUAUAUAUUAGGAAAGGAGAGGGGUUUAAAGUUAGUAUAUUAUCCUUAUCCAAUGCCGAUCAGGAAUACAGUUUCCCGUCUAACCAAGGAGCCGUAUUUACAACCAGAAGAUACGGGAACCUUUGGUGAUGCCACAAGUUAUAUGUUAAUGAAUUUAUCUUCAAUCGAUGAUCUAAAUACUCGCAUACCUCGGCCUGUAGAUGCUUUACAGUUUCGUGGUAAUUUUCAUCUGAAAAUGUAUAAAAGCCAAGCUUACGUUGAAGAUAAAUGGCAAUGGAUACGUAUAGGAGAUGCGGCCAUUUUUCGCGUGGUAGCUCCCUGUACACGUUGCAUAUUUCCAAAUAUUAAUGCUGUAACUGGUGAACGCGAUCCGGAAGGAGAACCGUUGAAAACCUUAACUAAAUACCGAAUGGUUACACGUUAUAGCAGUCCAGCUUUGGGAAUCCAUUUGGGUUUACGUAGGGCCGGUGCGGUUAAAGUCCAUGAUGUUAUUUACGUAGAAGACGAAAAUGAGUGAAUUUGGGAAAUAUUCGUAUAAUUUCAUACACAUAUAGAUAUCCAUAUAUAUAUAUAUAUAGAUGCCUGUGUGAUUUAUAUAUAAAUUAUUAUUAAAUAUAAACUCGAUGUAUUGACAUAAACCGUUAAGACCUUAAUAUAUGCAUAGAAAGCAUUCUAUAUAAAAUGGAAAGACGUUAUCGAUAGCCUCAUUUUUGGUUUGAAACGUAAUCUUUAGAUGUUU
Molecule: messenger RNA, 1361 nt
Organism: Glossina fuscipes
Lineage: Eukaryota; Metazoa; Arthropoda; Insecta; Diptera; Glossinidae
Gene: Marc
Product: mitochondrial amidoxime reducing component 2
Exons: 4
Coding region: 105-1139 (344 amino acids)
Molecular function (GO): pyridoxal phosphate binding; catalytic activity; molybdenum ion binding
Source: RefSeq, a predicted model, not a curated record